UUAAUAACCAAUUAGGAGGGUCAUUCGGGCCCUUAUAAAGAGGGUAGGGCUUUGGCUGGAAGAAUUCUGGCAAGUCUUCUCUUUUGGAAGAGGUAGAGUUUGCCUAGUGGGCUCCACGGCUCAUACCCACCAGACGCUCAGGUUGAACGCUCAGGCAAGCGCUUGUGGUAGCUGUCUUGUGGCUUCUAAGUUACCUUGAAGUGCAAAGCAGAUCCAUGAUGGGCUCGGUGCUCCCUGCGGAAGCCCUGGUGCUGAAGGGUGGGUUGAACAAGCCCACCAUGUCCCUGACUGAGAUGAUCACCUCUGAUAUCCUACACAGCUUCCUCUAUGGGCGCUGGAGGAACGUCCUGGGCGAGCAACUUUUUGAAGAGAAGAACAACCACAGCAGUCCAAAAACUGCAUUCACAGCUGAGGUCCUGGCACAGUCCUUCUCGGGAGAGGUGCAAAAGCUUUCCAGUCUCGUCCUGCCAUCAGAAGUAAUCAUUGCCCAGAGCUCUAUCCCCGGUGAGGGGCUUGGCAUCUUCUCAAAGACCUGGAUUAAGGCCGGGACUGAGAUGGGACCGUUCACUGGCAGAGUUAUCUCUCCGGAGCAUGUGGACCUGUGCAAGAACAACAAUCUGAUGUGGGAGGUGUUCAAUGAAGAUAGCACAGUGCGUUAUUUCAUUGAUGCCAGCCAAGAAGACCACCGCAGCUGGAUGACUUAUAUCAAGUGUGCCCGCAAUGAGCAGGAGCAGAACCUGGAGGUGGUGCAAAUUGGGAAUAGCAUCUUCUACAAGGCCAUAGAGACAAUCCCUCCAGACCAAGAACUUUUGGUAUGGUAUAGCAACACACAAAGCACCUUCCUUGGCAUCCCUGGGGUCCCUGGAAUAGAAGAGGAACAAAAGAAAACUAAACAUGAUGAAUUUGGUGGUAUUGAUUCUUCUGGACCAGUCCUGAGCGGUCGAAUGCGCUGCGUCAUCUGUCACCGCGGCUUCAACUCCCGCAGUAAUUUACGCUCACACAUGAGAAUUCACACUCUGGACAAGCCCUUCGUAUGCCGCUUUUGCAACCGCCGCUUCAGCCAAUCUUCCACCUUGCGUAACCACGUCCGACUGCAUACUGGAGAGCGCCCUUACAAAUGCCAAGUAUGCCAAAGUGCCUACUCACAGCUAGCCGGCCUGAGAGCCCAUCAGAAGAGCGCACGGCACCGUCCACCAAACGGCUCCAUUCAAGCUCAUUCUCCAAACCUGCCCGUGCCACACCCGGCCUCUCUUGCUCACCACAUCCCCACCAUGGUCUUGUGAAGGUGGUCAUCAUUAAAAAAAAAAACUAAUUCAAAAGAGACAUCUUAUAGAUUGAUCCUGGGACUAAGGUGGUUUGCAGCACUGUUUUUUUUAUUUUUGUAGCUCAAACAUCUACCUACCUUCCACAAGUUUUUUUUACACACUACCAAAAAUGAUGGCAAAUAAAAAAAAUCAUGAGCGUUUGAAGU
Molecule: messenger RNA, 1471 nt
Organism: Nanorana parkeri
Lineage: Eukaryota; Metazoa; Chordata; Amphibia; Anura; Dicroglossidae
Gene: PRDM12
Product: PR/SET domain 12
Exons: 5
Coding region: 216-1283 (355 amino acids)
Biological process (GO): neurogenesis
Cellular component (GO): nucleus
Molecular function (GO): histone methyltransferase binding
Source: RefSeq, a predicted model, not a curated record